GUAGUAGUCUAAGAAGCCACAACAAACAGACAAACACACAGUUGAAGAAGAAGAAAAUCUCACAAACAUAGAGCUCAGGCACUUACGCUCACACACAUACAUAUAGAAAUACCUGCACACUGUGCUCUCUUCCAGUUGUCCGCGCUGUGUGCGUGUAUGUGUGAGAGAAAGAGACAGACAUAGAGCGAGAGAGAGAGAGAGCAAUGAUGAGUUCGGCGCCUAAGCGCAUCAGCAGCAGGAAUAACAAUUAAAAUAAACGCGCAAAAUGUUGCAGGCGCAUAGCGACGCCAGCAGCACAACAACGACAACAACAACAACAACUAGAAAUAGCGCUGAGAGCACAGACAGCGUCGCAGCUUCAACGCCAACGCAAGAGGAGAAAACACAACGUCGACGCUCCACCUUCUACGUACCGUUGGUCAUCGAGGACGACGACAACGUUGACGUUCAGCAGCAACAGCGCCAUCUAGCGCCACACGGCGGCAGCAGCUCUAGUUUGAGCAGCAACAGCUGGAAAAAAGGCAACGCAGUUAAAGCGGCUGAGCGUAAAUCUAACGGUAGCAGCAGCAGCAGCGGCGGCAGCAAAAUGUCACCGCCUUGCGGCUUUAAUUGGAGCAUUAGCGGCAGCGACGUCGCUGCUCAGUAUUCAGAUUCUGAUGACGAGGAUCAGCCGCAGCUGCAGCAGCGCCAGCGCCAACAAUUAUUAAAGUCUGCAACUACAUCAGGAGCAUCUACAACGACGCCAGCGUCCAACGCCAAGCUCAAGCGCUAUGGUAUUGUGCUGAAUGUGAUCAGCCUUAAUGGCAGCGGCAGUGGCAGCGGCGCUGACGAUAGCAGCGGCAGCGUUGAGCCUUUAGGUAAUAUGCCGCCAGAUGGCGCCAGGUGUGCGCCACGCACUCAUUUUAAUGAAGAUAACGACAUUGUGAUGGCAACGCCGCCCAAACAGCAGGCGCUCUCGCUCUCACCCGCACACUCGCGUCAAUCGUCAGCGGCCGCCGACGUCGCUGCCGUAGGCUCCGUCGCCGUUGUCGACGACGAUGACUCAGAGAUAAGCCGCAUGCAGACAAACACCUCAACGCCCAUUAAGCUAAUGAAGUCGCGUUCGCGCACAAACAUUUUGGCUGUGCCGUUGCCCAGUGUGGAGCGCAGUCUGGCAACGACGUCAUCAUCAGCAGCAGCAGCUGGAACGACAACUGCAAAAACAACAACAACGUUAAUCACGCUGCGCGCUAAGGCAAAAACGUUGCCGCAGAACCUUUCGCCGUCAGUUGCACUGCGCGAGGCGGCCGCGCUGGAUGACACAGCGCACUAUUACAACAACAACAACAACAAUAACAAACAACAGCAGCAGCAACCACAGCAUCAAACAUUGCCGCAACGUCAGCUGUUUGGCGGCAGCAGCAACAACUGCGCUGGCUCCGGCUGUGGUUCCGUUUCUAGUUCCACAACGCCCUACAAGUUGCAGAGCAGCGCCUCAGCUGCGUCCAUUUUAACGCACAGCUUUCCGCCUAAGAAUCUGUUCCUACUGAAAUCGACGCCCAAGCUAACAGUGGACGCCACACCUCCGCCAACGCCCAUCACUUCACCGCCAAAAAAGUCGCUCAGCUUCAUACGCCGCGCUCACUCCACAAAAUUGUCGCGCAGCAAUUCGCUGCUGAAAACGAUUGGAAGUGGUGGAGCAGGCGCCGGCGCAGCGUCGUCAUCGGCGCAUCAGUCGCUGCAGCAGCAUCACGGCAUGGCGCACGGCACAGCGCUGUCGGCGUCGAGCAGCUGCGCCAGCGACACGGGCAGCUGGGGCAAGCACUUCUACCUGAGCUACGACGUCUGCCCGCUGGGCUUGGACGAGCUAAGCGCCUACUUCCAGACCGAUCACUGCGAGCGGCUCAUCUGCGAGCGUUUCAUGCUGAAGGAUCUCCACCUGUACUCGACGACCAACACCUCAAUUGUGGCAGCAACUGAGACAGAAGCCUCCCAAUCGGUGUCGGAGCAGCAGGGCAAUGCAGCAGCAGCGGCAGACGAUGAUGCGGGACAUCAUUCUGAUACUUCAUAUGAGAAGGCCUGUCGACGCGGCUCGGCGCCCACAACGCCCAUUUUGGGCAGCAAACAGCAUCAGCCGGAGCAUAAUGCCGCCUCGCGCUUUACCAAUUUCUUCUCGAAGAGAUCGAAUCCUCUCAAGCGCACAAAGUCAGUCACCAAAUUGGAGCGCACCAAGCGCGGAUCGGGUGGCCUGCGCGGCUCGCGCUCUCACGAGAGCCUGCUCUCCAGUCAUGCAGUCAUGUCCACCAUUGAUUUGUCAUGCAGCGGCGCUGUGGGCGUGGCGCCCGUGCAUCAGUCGGUGCUGGGCCGGCGGCACUGCUUCCAGGUGCGCGGCGGACCGCGUGGCGAGCGUUACUAUUCGUGCGGCUCGCGGCAGGAGCGAGACCUGUGGAUCUACUCGCUGCGCAAGUCGAUCGCACCGAACGCGGAGCACACACGCCGCACGGACAACUCGCUCAAGUUGUGGGUCUACGAGGCAAAGAAUUUGCCAGCGAAAAAGAAAUACUUUUGCGAGCUGCAGCUCGACAAGACGCUGUACGGCCGGACGAGCGUUAAGCUGCAAACGGAUCUGCUAUUCUGGGGCGAGUACUUCGACUUCCCGGACAUACCCGAGAUCAACGUGAUUACGGUCAAUGUAUUUCGCGAGGUCGACAAGAAGAAGAAGCGCGACAAGUACCAGUUCGUGGGGUCAGUUAAGAUACCCGUCCACGAGGUAACAUCGCGGCUCAUCUGCGAGGACUGGUACCCCAUACUGAGCGACAAGGCCGGCGACAGCCUCGGCCGCAGCGGCAUGGGCAAGGACAAGGAGAGGGAGCUGCAGCCGACGCUGCGGAUCAAGUGCCGCUUCCAGAGCACCGACAUCCUGCCCAUCAAUGUCUAUGGCAACUUCCUGGCCUACCUCAAGGAGAACUACAAGCGCGUCUGCGAGACACUGGAGCCAGUGAUUGGGGUCAAGGCCAAGGAGGACAUUGGCCAGGCGCUGGUGCUGCUGAUGCAUGCGCAGGGCUUGGCCGGCGCCUUCCUCACCGACGUCGUGGCCCUCGAUCUGCUGCGCGUGGGCGAUCAGCGUCUGACCUUCCGCGGCAACUCGCUGGCCACCAAGAGCAUGGAGGCGUUUCUGAAGCUGACCGGCGAGCAGUAUCUGCAGGACACGCUCUCGGCGCCCAUCAACGAGCUCAUCCAGUCCGACCGCGACUGCGAGGUGGAUCCCACCAAGACGAGCGGCUCCUCGGCUGGCUCGCUGCAGCGCCAGCAGACGGCGUUGCGCACCGCCGUGCGCAGUGCCUGGCAAUGCAUUUACGAAUCGCACAAGCAUUUUCCGCCGCAGCUGCGCGCCUGCUUCGCCACGUUCCGGGAGCGCUUGCAGCAGCUGGGCCGCCUGGACAUGGCUGACAACCUGAUCUCGGCCAGCAUAUUCUUGCGCUUCCUCUGCCCGGCGAUCCUGUCGCCCUCGCUGUUCAACAUUACCAGCGAGCUGCCGUCGGCGCGUGCCACACGCAACUUGACGCUGGUGGCCAAGACGCUGCAGACGCUGGCGAACUUCACGCGCUUCCAGGGCAAGGAGAACUUCAUGGAGUUCCUCAACGAUUUCCUGGAGCAGGAGGCUGCGCGCAUGCAGCAGUUCUUGGAGUACAUCUCGACGCGGCCCGACCACGCCACGCCCAACUCCAUCCUGGACUGGGCGGGCUACAUAGAUCAGGGCAAGCAGCUGUCCAUCCUGCACAGCCUGCUCAGCGAGAGCCUGGCCAAGCUGCCGGAGGCGCGCCAGCACGAGCUCGACCCGCUGCAGCACAUACUCGACGACAUUAGCCGCGCCAAGGAGCUAUCGGCGGGACAUGCCCUAGCCUCCGGCUACCUGCCCACGGUCAUGUCCACGCACAGCAUUGCCAGUGAGAACCAAGAGAAUCGUCAGCCGGAUGCAGCUGCUGGCUCUGGCAUGGUGCCCAGCAGCUCCAGCAGCUCGCUGCAGCAGCAGCAGCAGCAGCAGCAGAUGCAGCAGCAGCAGCAGCAGCAGCAACUAGCUCAGCCACAGCAUGCGGUGGUCAGCAAGCCGCUGCCUGCAGAGCGUGGCAUUAUGCGAGGUGUGCUGACGCCUAGCGCAUUGGAGAAGAACAUAUUCCGCUACAAUGAUCCCACGGUGAACGUGCGUCUGCAGCAGCAGCAGCAGCAGCAAUUGGAGCAGCAACACUCGCAUCAGCUGCUAUCCAACUCGCAGAGCUCGAUCGCUGGCACAGCUGGCGCUGGAGGUGGUGCGGGUGGUGCUGGCUACAUGAGCAGUCCGGUGCUGCAGCACGCCCAGUCGCAGAGCUCGAUGGCGUCUUCCUCGUUGAAUGGCAGCAGCAGCAAUCUGCUGCAUCCGCAUCAGCAUCAGCAUCAGCAGCAUCCCGCCCAGCAUCUCAACCAGCACUGCCCGCCGGCGCCGCAGACGAGCGCCGCCAGCACCAUGGAGCGCUUGGAGCGCAUGGAGCGACUUGGCCAGACCUAUCAGUAUGUGGUCAACCACAAUGGCAACAGCAAUGGCAGUGGCAGUGGCAACGGCAACGGCAACGGCAAUGGCAACGCUGACUACGACAGCUCCACGGGUGGCAGCUCCCGGGCGCGUACCUUGCCCCGCAACAACAACAACAACAACAAUGGCGGCGGCAACGGCAGCAACAGCAACCAGAGCGGCAGCUACGACGACAUGCACGGCGAGUUUAUCCAAAUCUCUGGCCUCGACACGAGCAGCGCUUUUGUGCGCAAGUCGCCAACGCCGCUGCUGAAGGCGGGCGCGGCAGCGGCAGCGGGAGCGGCUCCGCGUGGCACGCGCAUCAAUCGUCACAACUUGAACCUGAAUCUGGGCAUACCCGACCACUCGGCCCCUCACAAUUACGCGCGUGCGCCGCUCAACGCCAACUCGAAUAUGCCCAAGAAUCUGGAGGAUCUCGACGAUCUGUUCAAGUACGCCGAGGAGCAGGACGUGAUCGUGGAGCCACAGCCGAGCGGCAGUCACGCCCACGCCCACGGCCAUGGCCAUGGCCACGGCCACGCCCACAACAAGCAGCAGCUGUCGGCGAAGAGCAGCCACUGCAGCUCCGGCUAUCAGAGCAUCUCCACGAAUCCCUCCCCCGCACAGUCCUCCAGUCCGGUUGAGGGCCAGUUGCAGCAGUCGCAGCCCCAGCCGCAAUCGGCGCAUAAGCUCGGCGCUCCGCUGGCCUUCAAGAAUCCCUCGUAUCAGCUGCAGAGCAGCGUGCCCACUGCCUCGAAUCGUGGCCCGCCCACGCCACAGCAGCAGCAGCAGCAGCAGACGACGCCGUUUGGCGGCCGUGUGAAGCUAAUGGGAGCCGGCCUGGUGGCGGCACGGGCUGCCUACUUGAACAGCGGCGGCACCUUGGACGCGGCCACCUUGACGCCCAGCUCCUCGGACGAGCAGCUGUCGACGGACAAUCACUACAGCUAUGCGGCGGCAGCGGCUGCCGGCGCCAAUGUCGUCAACAAGUUGGAAGCGCAGCGCUCGCUCAGCGGCGGCAGCAGCUCCUCCAACUCCAACUCGAGCAAGCCGACCCACGCCUACGGCCGUCUUAACGGGCCGCUCAAGCGCGAGGACGUCUACGGCAGCGCCUCCGGCAUGCCCGUAACUUAUGCCAUGUCCACGCACCAGCAACAGCAGCAGCAGCAGCAGCAACAACAGCAACAGCUGCAGCAGCAUUACCAUCACCAUCCCCACCAGCAGCAGCAGCAGCAGCAGCAGUUGCAGCAGGAUCACAAGCAAUACGCCAGCAGCGGCGGCGGAGCCAGCAGCACGGCGACAUCCAGCACGGCGGUGGCUCAGCGCCGACUCAGUCUCGACUCGGCGCGAACGCUCUCCGACAGCAGCACCGAUACGGAGGGUCACUGCGCACAGCUGCAGGAGGGAAAACGACGUCGCCAGCUGCGCAGCAACGCCAACAGCGGGCUUGGCGGCGGCGCUGGCGUCUCGGUCUCGGUGUCGGUGUCGGAUUCCUCGGGCUUGAGCAGGGGCUACGAUCAGAACGGCGAGAUCCAGCUGCUGCAGGAGACACUGGACACGCUGCGUCACACUCUGGACCGCGACGAGGCGGAGCUGCGGGACUCCAGCGAUGAGCUGUUCGCCCUGCAGCGACCAGGAGGAGCAGGAGGCGGAAGUGGGGGCAACGGCGUCAGCAAUCUGAGCCUGCAGUCGGAGUCGACCAUGCGCAGCAUUAUUGACAGGCAAACCCUUUGCAGGCUUAUCACCAUGGAGGAGGAGUUGCGGCGCGAGCAGCUGAAGAUGUCGCUCGCCCUGUCGCACAAGCAGCGCGUCAUCGAGGAGCAGGGACAGCAGAUAGCGGCGCUCGAUGCCGCCAACAGUCGGCUGCUGAGUGCGCUGACAGCGCUGCGCCAGCGCUACGAGACGCAGCAGCAGCAGCAGCAGCAACAACAGCAGCAGCAGCAGCAGCAGCAACAGCAGUAAGCACCAAAGAACCAGAAGCCACAGUGAACGAACGUUUGGAGCGGAGGAGCGGGCGGAAGCAGGGGCGACAGCAGCGGCAAGUGGGUGGUGCGUGGUGGAUGGUUGCAUGUAGAGUAGCUACAGUCCCAACACACACACACAAACGCAAGUUGAGCCGCCGUUGCCGUCGUGUUUUUUUAUUGU
This is a messenger RNA of Drosophila hydei, 6670 nucleotides long. It is a transcript of the gene raskol, whose product is annotated as probable Ras GTPase-activating protein. The record is from RefSeq and is a predicted model, not a curated record. Lineage: Eukaryota; Metazoa; Arthropoda; Insecta; Diptera; Drosophilidae. Gene Ontology annotation, biological process: regulation of GTPase activity. The coding region runs from base 266 to 6487 and encodes 2073 amino acids. The transcript is spliced from 6 exons.